UCCCAUGAAGGCCGAUCUCAAGAAAGGUCCCCGCUCCGGGGCUGCCCGAGGACCUGCCGCUCCCUGGGGCGGCUCCGUGGCUGGAACCGCCGCCGAACCGCGACGGGGACGAUCCCGGGACGCGGUUUCCAACCUCCCGCUUGGGUCGAGCCCCGUCGGGGCGGUGCCCAACAACGGACCCGGCACCUCCUCGACGGCUCCGGACCCCGGCGGGCGGGUCCUUGAUGGCAGGUGGUCGCAGAGCGGGCGUAUGAGGCUGCCCGCACCGCCACCGCAACCCCCCGGCGCCCUGCGGGAUGCGGUGCUGGAGCUGCCGCCGGCGCUGAGCGGCCGAGCCGGGGCCAUGGGAGCCAGCGGGAGCGGGGCCGCGCUGCCCGAGCGCCUCCGCCUGCCCGUCUGCUUCCUGGGGGUCUUUGCCUGCUAUUUUUAUUAUGGCAUCUUGCAGGAGAGCAUCACGCGGGGGCGCUACGGCGAGGGGGCGAAGCAGGAGAAGUUCAGGUACGCCCUGACCCUGGUGUUCAUCCAGUGCGUGAUCAACGCCGCCUUCGCCAAGCUCCUGAUCCGUUGCCUGGAGCCGGCGAAGGCGGAUCGCACGCGGAGCUGGCUCUACGCCGCCUGCUCCCUCUCCUACCUGGGUGCCAUGGUCUCCAGCAACUCAGCACUGCAGUUUGUCAGCUACCCCACCCAGGUCCUUGGCAAAUCCUGCAAGCCCAUUCCAGUCAUGCUUUUAGGAGUGACUUUGCUGCGGAAGAAGUAUCCCCCAGCCAAGUAUCUCUGCGUCCUCUUGAUAGUGGCAGGAGUGGCCCUGUUCCUGUACAAGCCCAAGAAGGGGGCUGGGAGUGAGGACCACGUCUUUGGCUACGGAGAGCUGCUGCUGCUGCUGUCACUGACCUUGGACGGGCUGACUGGAGUAUCUCAGGACCACAUGAGAGCUCACUACCAGACUGGUUCCAACCACAUGAUGCUCAACGUGAACCUCUGGUCCACCUUGUUCCUGGGGGCUGGGAUCCUGUUCACUGGAGAGCUCUGGGAGUUCCUGAGUUUCACGGAGCGUUACCCCAGCAUCAUUUACAACAUCCUCCUGUUUGGCCUGACCAGUGCCCUGGGUCAGAGUUUUAUUUUCAUGACUGUGGUGUACUUUGGACCUCUGACUUGUUCCAUCAUCACCACAACCCGCAAGUUCUUCACCAUUUUGGCCUCUGUUGUUCUCUUUGCCAACCCCAUCAGCUCCAUGCAGUGGGUGGGGACGAUCCUGGUCUUCUUGGGUCUUGGACUCGAUGCCAAAUUUGGGAAAGUGGUAAAGAAGACGUCGCAUUGAGGACAUGACUGAUCUCUGGAUUUGGGAGGAACUUUUAAUUUAUUGUCUUGUACCUCAAAAUCUGUUAUGAAACUGGACUCAGGAUAGGUAGCCAGAAGGGAGAGUGUUGGAAAUUUUUUUGUUGUUUUAGUUUUUUAAUUCUAAAUUGUCUUCAAAAUGUAAAUCUUUAGUUUUAACUGGAAUUAAGCUUUUUUGUUUCUGUAAUCAAAGCUGCAUUACUCUAUCCUAGUAGCAGGAUGAAAUUCUUGCCUUAACAGGAGGAAAAAAAAACCCCACAAAACCAAACCUUAAGAUCUUUAUUAAAGAAAAAGAGACAAUGGUCACUUUUUCAGAACUUUAA
Messenger RNA from Apus apus (common swift), 1658 nucleotides. RefSeq names its product solute carrier family 35 member B1 (gene SLC35B1). The transcript is spliced from 9 exons. Lineage: Eukaryota; Metazoa; Chordata; Aves; Apodiformes; Apodidae. The record is from RefSeq and is a predicted model, not a curated record. Gene Ontology annotation, biological process: UDP-galactose transmembrane transport. Gene Ontology annotation, molecular function: UDP-glucose transmembrane transporter activity; UDP-galactose transmembrane transporter activity. Bases 5 to 1318 code for a protein of 437 amino acids. Gene Ontology annotation, cellular component: Golgi membrane; endoplasmic reticulum membrane.